AUUUUGUCUGACCUUCCCCGUGCUUCCUCAUUCAAAAACAACGAGACUCGAUGCAAAGCGCCAGAGAAAGCCGGCCUGGAACGCCAAUGGUCGUCACCAGUGCUUCUGCAACGCCCGUCCCGACGCCGCCGGUUGCGUCCGCCGCGCCUCAGCUCGUGCCAGAGCAGUUUGUCUUCCUGCCGAUGGUCGUGCAGCUGCUCGAGACGCUCCGCUCGACCGAGGACGCCGUGUCGUUGAGCGCGCAUCGACUGGUGGCUGGCUUGAAUGCUAAAAUCGCCCAAUGUCGGCAGGUUCUGGACGCGCUUGCAGGCGCGCAAUACACUCAAGAACAGCAGGAGCAGCUGAUAAAACACUACGAGGACGCGCUUGUUCAUAAAAGAGACCUCAUUCGACAGUACCAAGCGCUGCCUGUAUUUCAACGAGCAUUAGAAAACACAUUAUCGGCGUCCGCGGAGCGUUCAAGUCACAAUGCAACCGAUGCACAGCAAGAAAAUGGCGACGCAGCAUCAACCAUCGCCGUUGAUCCUCUUUCCGUCACAGCUGAGCCCAUGGCGCUCUGAAUCGCAACAUGUUAAGAAAUGAAUCGCCAUUCCGAUGGUAUUGGAUCGCGGGCAACGAGACAGAAGGUUGGAAAAAGCAAAUAUUACAGCGACUCCAAUCACGCCGAGUUUCUAUCCAUCACGAGAGUUCCUCACCGCGUUGCGCAAAUAUGCCACAGAUAGCGGAAAUGACAAACGCACAAAAGGAUUAAAAAAUAAUACUGUUUACUUUGCUAUGUUAGUUGUUUUGGAAAGAUGACAGGAAUCGAAAACCCAUGAAAAAGGGUUCAAAAAAGAA
Messenger RNA from Capsaspora owczarzaki ATCC 30864, 837 nucleotides. RefSeq lists its product as hypothetical. Gene Ontology annotation, molecular function: transcription coregulator activity. Gene Ontology annotation, cellular component: mediator complex. The coding region runs from base 51 to 560 and encodes 169 amino acids. The transcript has 3 exons. The record is from RefSeq and is a predicted model, not a curated record. Gene Ontology annotation, biological process: regulation of transcription by RNA polymerase II. NCBI's taxonomy places the organism in Eukaryota, Filasterea, Ministeriida, Capsasporidae.